Ceratosolen solmsi marchali is the source of this 467-nucleotide messenger RNA. Its product is annotated as cysteine-rich PDZ-binding protein. The transcript is spliced from 2 exons. Gene Ontology annotation, biological process: cytoplasmic microtubule organization. Gene Ontology annotation, molecular function: microtubule binding; PDZ domain binding. Bases 132 to 434 code for a protein of 100 amino acids. The record is from RefSeq and is a predicted model, not a curated record. Gene Ontology annotation, cellular component: dendrite. NCBI's taxonomy places the organism in Eukaryota, Metazoa, Arthropoda, Insecta, Hymenoptera, Agaonidae.
UAUAAUAUUAUUGUGCAAUUAUAUUUCUAAAAACGUAAAUAACCUCUAAGGAAGUUUUACACUAUUUCAUUGAAAUAUACAGAGGUAUAUCUUGGAAUUAUUUGUGAUAAAAUACGUAUGUGCAUUACAAGAUGGUUUGUGAAAAGUGCGAGGCAAAACUUGGCCGUAUAAUUACACCGGAUCCUUGGAAAGCUGGUGCAAGAAAUACUGUAGAAAGUGGAGGACGCAAAGUUGGGGAAAACAAAGCUUUAUCAGCAAACAAAACAAGAUUCAAUCCAUACACAUCUAAAUUUCAAGCAUGCAGAAUAUGUCGACAAGUAGUACAUCAAGCAGGAUCUUAUUAUUGUCAGUCAUGUGCAUAUAAAAAAGCCAUUUGUGCAAUGUGUGGAAAGAAAUUGAUGAACACAAAAAAUUAUAGACAGUCUGCUACAUAGAGCAUAUUAUAUUUAUAUAGAAUUAGUUUGUAU